Messenger RNA from Lontra canadensis (Northern American river otter), 1298 nucleotides. RefSeq names its product transmembrane protein 222 (gene TMEM222). The transcript has 6 exons. The coding region runs from base 30 to 656 and encodes 208 amino acids. NCBI's taxonomy places the organism in Eukaryota, Metazoa, Chordata, Mammalia, Carnivora, Mustelidae. The record is from RefSeq and is a predicted model, not a curated record.
GGGGCCGGCCGGAGCGGGGCGCGCGCAGCAUGGCGGAAGCGGAAGGGAGUUCGCAGCUCCUGUUGCCGCCGCCGCCACCCCCGCCCGGGAUGGCGGAAGUGGAGGCGCCGACGGCGGCCGAGACGGACAAGAAGCCUUUCAGCGGCUCGGGCGGCAGCACCAUGGACGUGGACCGGAGCCGUUUUCCCUACUGCGUGGUGUGGACGCCCAUCCCGGUGCUCACGUGGUUUUUCCCCAUCAUCGGCCACAUGGGCAUCUGCACAUCCACGGGAGUCAUUCGGGACUUUGCUGGCCCCUACUUUGUCUCGGAAGACAACAUGGCCUUCGGGAAGCCUGCCAAGUACUGGAAGCUGGACCCUGCUCAGGUGUACGCUAGCGGGCCCAAUGCGUGGGACACAGCUGUGCACGACGCCUCCGAGGAGUACAAGCACCGCAUGCACAGUCUCUGCUGUGACAACUGCCACUCACAUGUGGCGUUGGCCUUGAACCUGAUGCGCUAUAACAACAGCACCAACUGGAACAUGGUGACACUCUGCUUCUUCUGCCUGCUGUACGGGAAGUACGUCAGCGUGGGGGCCUUCGUGAAGACCUGGCUGCCAUUCGUCCUCCUCCUGGGCAUCAUCCUAACUGUCAGCCUCGUCUUCAACCUUCGGUGAUGGCUGCCUCCUGGCCCUGAGCCCACCAGGUUCCUGAGAAGGCAGUCGCCACCCCUUUUGGUUCCAGAUUUUUUAUUCUCACCCCAGAAGGCAGGGAUGGGUUUGCCGGUUUUGACCCAGUGGUCUGGGCCAGAUGGACUGAACAAUGGCUGAAGAUGAACAUGGGGCGGGGGGUGUUUGCUUGUUGUGUCUCACUGGUCACUGAGAAGCUCCCUGUCCCCUCCUUCCCAGACUUGUGACCCCCGCCCUUGAGGUACCCUCUUUGGUCACCUGUUGGAAAGGCCUUAGCUUGCCUCUGUAGAGCUGCUCCUGCCACUGCCCACUGGGCUCCCUCUGCCUCAGCCCAGUGCCCGGUGGGGAAGGGGAGCACAUUUGGACCAUCGGACAAGGCCGCACAGGGGCCAGAGCUGGAUUUGGAGCGCAGCCGCCUGCCAGGGCUCUGGUCCCAGGGUGGGUGGAGUACACUGAGAAGUUUCCAUAAGCUAAGCUGCCCUGGGACCUUCACCACUAGUCUCUAGAAUGGUCUAAUAGGACUGGGUGGGCCCCCAGUCGGAUGUCUACCAGAAGCUGCACGAGGGGCAGUUCGUGCGCCAUCUCCUGGAGUCCUCCAGCCCCUGCAGACCCUGCUUCCUCUUCUCCCUG